Molecule: messenger RNA, 795 nt
Organism: Peronospora matthiolae
Lineage: Eukaryota; Oomycota; Peronosporomycetes; Peronosporales; Peronosporaceae
Source: the annotation of a GenBank genome assembly
AUGGGCAACACAUACACGAUUGAACUGCUUCAUAAGAUGCGUGCGCAUCCUACGUUUUACGUCGCUUCGUCUCCGCCCGUACUAUCAGUACGAGCCCGUUUCGAGUGCGAAGAACACAUCCGCGGUCGAGAGCCGAGACCACCUUCGAGUGGUCCCGUUUCAACGAGCCAGUCUGGUCGACUAGCGAAGCGACCUGUUCACGCAUUUCAGCGAUGUUUCGACGAGCUACAGCCAGCUCAUCACGAAGAGAAUGAGUCGAACGUUCGUUCUCAAGUUGCGCGAACGCAAAAGCGGCACGAUCGUCCGAACGAUCGUGCGUUAGAGAAUUAUAAUUAUCCCUCACAAGAUCACCAAGCCCAUAACGCCGAGUCCGUUCUUGAGCCAGGUCAUCUUGCAACUGUUCCGUUACACGGUUCAGCUCUUGAACAUCAAGCUGAUCCGACUCUCGAGCCGGAUCGGCUGUUCCCGCUGCCACCACAUCCUUUGGUGAACUCAGGCGGUGGUCCACGCUUCCUAGUGGAGCCUAUUUUGAACCACCGCGACGUGAAUGGCGUCCGGACGAGUUACCUCGUCCGCUGGAGUGGCUAUCCACCGGCCUGGGACAUCUGGGAGCCUCGUGCCCAGCUGAUUGAUGAUGUCCUUGGUCUCGUCGAGCAGUAUGACGAGACCCACCCGUUGCGUUUGAAAAAGGGCCGUCGGAAAACGACCUCCCCAAACGCGAGUACAGGGAUUGCAAGGUGUCAAUCCCUUUGGCCAUCUUGGAAGAGAUGCGCGCCCUCCAGUAGGGAUCAUUAG